This is a messenger RNA of Vanderwaltozyma polyspora DSM 70294, 918 nucleotides long. RefSeq names its product Ras family GTPase RAS1 (gene RAS1). The coding region runs from base 1 to 918 and encodes 305 amino acids. The record is from RefSeq and is a predicted model, not a curated record. Lineage: Eukaryota; Fungi; Ascomycota; Saccharomycetes; Saccharomycetales; Saccharomycetaceae. The transcript has a single exon. Gene Ontology annotation, molecular function: GTPase activity; GTP binding; GDP binding. Gene Ontology annotation, biological process: signal transduction. Gene Ontology annotation, cellular component: plasma membrane.
AUGUCUCUGGGAAAAUCAACAUCCAGAGACUAUAAACUAGUAGUCGUAGGUGGUGGUGGUGUAGGUAAGUCUGCCCUGACCAUCCAAUUGAUACAAUCACAAUUCGUCGACGAAUACGACCCUACCAUCGAAGACUCUUAUAGAAAACAGAUUGUACUAGACGACUCCGUAGCAAUCCUCGACAUCUUGGAUACCGCUGGUCAAGAAGAAUACUCUGCAAUGAGAGAACAAUACAUGAGAACUGGAGAAGGUUUCUUACUAGUCUACUCAGUCACUUCAAGAAACUCAUACGAAGAGUUGAUGAGCUAUUACCAACAGAUACAAAGAGUGAAAGAUACAGAAUACAUCCCGGUAGUGGUAGUAGGUAACAAAUCCGAUUUGGAAACCGAAAGACAAGUCUCUUACGAAGAAGGUAUGAGCUUGGCAAAACAAAUGAACGCUCCCUUCUUGGAAACUUCAGCAAAACAAGAUAUCAACGUCCAAGACGCAUUCUACAACUUGGCUAGAUUAGUAAGAGACGAAGGUGGUCGAUAUAACGCUCAAUUGAUGUCAACCAUCAACGGCGAACCUAUCUCAUCAAACCAAAUCAAUAACAAUGACAUGUUGAACAAUAACUUAAACGUUAUCUCCUCGGAAAACAUCAACGAAAUGGGAAACGCUAACUUAGAUACUGACUUGGCCCAAAAGAAUAUCCAAACCUCUUCACAUAUACAAAAUGCUCGUAUUGGUGGCGAUGAUUCAAAUAUGAAAAAUGCAGCUGCUUCAAAUAAUAAAAUUAAGACAAAUGUCUCUGGUCAAUCCGCUGCAACAAAGGCUAAACAGGCAAGAGCAGAUCAAUCUACCGCUGCUCAAGGUAAACAAGGCUCUUCAGCUGCAAAGGAUACUUCCAGUGGCGGUGGUUGUUGUCUCAUUUGUUAA